This is a messenger RNA of Closterium sp. Naga37s-1, 1593 nucleotides long. The record is from the annotation of a GenBank genome assembly. NCBI's taxonomy places the organism in Eukaryota, Viridiplantae, Streptophyta, Zygnematophyceae, Desmidiales, Closteriaceae.
AUGCUGGUAACCCGGUUAAAUGAUGCUGUGGCAGCUCUACCUCGCCUCUGUCUCCACGCCCUCCUCUCCCCCUUCCCCCAUCCCUGCCUCCUCUCCCCCCGCCCCUUCCCCGCCUUCCCCUUCCCCGCGCGCCCCCCUGCUGUACUUGAGGAUUUAGCGGGGCAAGAAGCGCGGGCAGGUCCAAUAUUCCAGGACCUGCCCGUGGUUGAGCUGUUGAGUGAGAGGGUGAGGAAAGGCGCUCUGGUGGAGUUUGAGAAGGAGCAGCAGAGACACGUGGUGGGGGUGGUGAUGCGGCCAGAAGGGAAGAAGAACUGGAUUGUUAUGGACCAGGUGUUGCGUGAGAGGGUGAGGAAAGGCGCUCUGGUGGAGUUCGAGAAGGAGCAGCAGAGACACGUGGUGGGCGUGGUGAUGCGACCGGAAGGGAAGAAGAACUGGAUUGUCAUGGACCAGAACGGCAACACUUUCUCUGUGAGGCCGCAGCAGCUGACGUUCGUGGAAAACGGCAACACCUUCUCCGUGAGGCCGCAGCAGCUGACAUUCGUGGAAGUGGGGGAAGAGGACUUUAACGCUGCCGAUCUCUCCUCCUUCCUCUCCUCCGUCGACUCAUUAACGGCUGAUGCAUCACUCCUGGAGAUGGUGUGGGAGAUGUUUCUCUCAGAGCAACCCACAGUCACCACACAGGAGUUUGCAGAGAUCGCCUUUGGAGAGGCGGAGGAUCCGCUAGUGCCGCACUUUGCCGCCCACCGAAUGCUGACUGCCGACCGCAUCUUCUUCAAGAGAGUCCGCAGUGCCGCCCACUCCUUCGAGCUGCGCCCGCCCGUGCAGGUGGAACAGCUGAGGAAGCAAGCAGCAGCGGAGGCAGCAGUGAGAGCAGAGCAAGAGGAGUUUUCUCUGCAACUCCUCGGCUGUGUGAGAACGCCAGAGGCAGAGGCAGCCUGUGCCCUGCUCGUGCGAGCGGGCGCCCUGCCACUGCACUCCCACUCCUUCCUCAUGUCUCUCUUUUCCGCUCCUCUCCCUCUGCCUCCCCCCCACAUCUUCCAGUCCCUGCAACUCCUCGGCUGUGUGAGGACACCAGAAGCAGCGUGUGACCUGCUCGUGCGAGCGGGCGCCCUGCCACUCCUUCAUGCAUUAUUACCCCUCUGCCUCUGCUUCCUCCACCCACAUCUCCCAGUCGCUGGAACUCCUCGGCUGUGUGAGACGCCAGAAGCAGCCUGUGACCUGCUAGUCCGAGCGGGCGCCCUGCCACUGCACUCCCACUCCUACAUGUCUCUCUUUCCGCAUUCCCCUUCUCUCUUCUGCUCCCUCCCACAGUCCUUGCAACUCCUCGGCUGUGUGAGGACACCAGAAGCAGCCUGCGACCUGCUAGUGCGUGCAGGCGCCCUGCCACUCCACUCCCUCUCCUUCCGCCUCGCUGCCUCUGCCAUGCCUGGAAGCUUCCCAGCAAGUGUCGCUGAUUACUCUGCCAGUCUCGCAGCAAACCCCCCACCAGACCCCGACGAGAGCAUACGUGUCGAUCUGACGCAUCCCAAAGUCUACACCAUUGAUUCAUACGAUACAGUAGAAGUGGACGAUGGAGCAUACGAGUCGACUUGA